Eublepharis macularius is the source of this 3501-nucleotide messenger RNA. RefSeq names its product solute carrier family 22 member 2-like. The record is from RefSeq and is a predicted model, not a curated record. Gene Ontology annotation, biological process: transmembrane transport. Gene Ontology annotation, cellular component: membrane. The transcript is spliced from 11 exons. Bases 36 to 1706 code for a protein of 556 amino acids. NCBI's taxonomy places the organism in Eukaryota, Metazoa, Chordata, Lepidosauria, Squamata, Eublepharidae.
UUUGUGAUUUUCAAUGAGUUGCUUCAAAGGCAAGAAUGACAACCUUAGAUGACAUUUUAGAGCAUAUUGGAGAGUUUGAUUUGUACCAGAAAAGGGCAUUUUUUGUCCUAUGCUUGCUUUCUGCUGCCUUCACACCUAUCUAUGUAGGUAUUGUCUUCCUAGGUUUUAUACCAGAACACCAUUGCCGGAGCCCAGGAGUUGCCAAAUUAAGUAGCAGAUGUGGUUGGAGUCUUGAAGAGGAAUGGAAUUAUACACUUCCAAAGGAAGAGAUCCAUGGGGACAGUUUCACGAGUCAGUGCAAGAGGUAUGAUGUGGACUGGAACAUAACUGAUCUGAACUGCACAAAUCCACUAGAAGCAUUCACCACUUACAGGAACAAAAGCAAUAUUCCUCUUACUACUUGCCAAGAUGGCUGGCUUUAUGACUUCUCAGGAUCAUCUAUUGUAAGUGAGUUUAACCUGGUGUGUGAGGAUGCCUGGAAGCUGGAUCUAUUUCAGUCAUGUGUGAAUGUGGGAUUUUUCAUUGGCUCCAUAAGCAUUGGAUACAUGGCAGACAGGUUUGGCCGUAAACUGUGCCUGUUAAUUACCAUACUUGUCAAUUCUGUGUCUGGUGUUCUCAUGGCAUUUGCACCAAAUUACACAUGGAUGGUGAUCUUCCGCUUGAUACAAGGACUGGUCAGCAAAGGGGGCUGGUUAACAGGCUAUAUCCUGAUUACAGAAUUUGUUGGUUUGAGCUAUAGAAGAACAGUAGGCAUUGUUUACCAAGUGGCCUUUACAGUUGGACUCCUUGUACUUGCUGCCAUUGCUUAUGUAGUUCCUCACUGGAGAUGGCUACAACUUGCAGUUACGCUACCAAACUUCUUCUUCUUGCUGUAUUACUGGUGUCUGCCAGAGUCCCCAAGGUGGCUGAUAGCCCAGAAAGAAAGCAACAAAGCUCUGAAAAUAAUUAAACGUAUUGCCAAGGGAAACAAAAAAACCCUGCCUCUAUCUAUGGAGAAUCUUCAGCCUGAGGAAGAAAUGACUGAAAAACUAGGCCCUUCAUUUCUGGAUCUAGUGAGAACACCACAGAUAAGGAAACAUACACUCAUUUUAAUGUACACGUGGUUCACAAGCUCUGUACUGUAUCAGGGCCUCAUCAUGCACAUGGGAAUUGCUGGUGGCAACAUUUAUCUGGACUUUUUCUACUCUGCUCUCGUUGAAUUUCCAGCUGCCAUCAUACUCAUACUCACAAUUGAGCGCAUAGGUCGUCGCUAUCCCUGGGCUGUAGCGAAUCUGACAGCAGGAACUGCUUGCCUUAUUACAGCCCUAGUUCCUGAGGAUCUCUAUUGGCUUAAAAUUACUGCAGCUUGCUUAGGUAGGAUGGGCAUUACAAUGUGCUAUGAAAUGGUUUGCUUGGUCAAUGCAGAACUAUACCCAACUUUUCUCAGGAAUCUUGGAGUUCUUGUCUGCUCCUCAAUGUGUGAUAUUGGUGGAAUUAUAACCCCAUUCCUUGUCUAUAGACUGGCAGAUAUCUGGCAUGAAUUGCCACUUGUUGUCUUUGCUGUAGUUGGCCUUAUUGAUGGAGGCUUAGUGCUGCUCUUACCUGAAACAAAAGGAAAAACGUUACCAGAAACCAUUGAAGAAGCUGAAAAUAUGCACAGGCAAGAAAAACAUAAAGAAAAAAUUAUUUAUCUCCAUGUUCGAAGCUCAGAUCCGGCCCCUGACUAAGAAUAGUCGAUUUCACCUGAAUCUUGUCUUGAUGAUACACGAAGAAAAAAAUGGGGAAAGUGUGGAUAUAUGUAGACUUUCGUAAUUCUUUAAACUUUCUGUUCCCUUUUGGUUCUUGGUUUGGUUUGUUCCCUUGUGGUUCUUUAUUCAUUACUACAAUGAUUGUUCAGAGAAUGCACUGAUGAAGAGAACUAUACAGAAUGCCUCCUGAAGUUAUCCCAGAGCUGCUUGGCAAACAUCUGAGUGCUUUAAUCAAAUAUUGCAGUGGUUGUAGAGGGCCUAAGUUCACCAUACACACUCCUCAGGUCAGUUCUGGGUCUGUCAUGUGGUUAAUCAUAUGUGCACUUGUGAAUCCCCUGCUUCAUGGGUCCACUUUUGGAUCAGGACCAUAGUGUGCAGGAGCAAGGGGCUUUAGCCUCCCAAUGCUACUGUUUUUACAACUUGGAACAGCCUGGAGGGGAUGCUAUUUUUCUAUUAGGGAAACUUUUGUGUGCUGCUCAGAACAUGUGGAGUUCCCAAUGGGACAAACAGUGCCCUCUGAGGCCAUUCAGGCCAGGAUUAUGGCAGUGGGGGGAGGCUGAAACCCCCUCCUCCCAAGCACCAUGACCCAGUUGGAAUCAGGCCCCACAUGCCUGGGAACUGACUUCACAGUGCGGAACUCACAAGCACGUCUGAUUGUGCAGACCCAGGAGGGGGAAAUGUAAUGCUCAGAGUUUUAGGUAACUUAAAGUGCAUUGUUCAGUCAAAAGAAAACAUUUUGGAUUUCUCUGUAAGAAAGUUAGCAUGUAUCUUAACUUUGCCAUUGAAACUGAUGGGACUAAAAUUGCCCUAACUUUCCCUGGAUCAUGCCUCAAAUGUCCAGAGGGUUGGCCAGCUAACUUUUUAAAAGCUAGAAAAUUCUUCUCAUCAUCCUCAGCUACCUUGUUGUUUAUCUAGGUAUUGUAAUGGUAUAAAAUUCAUCAGAUUAAUGGGGAAGGGCCAUAGCGUAGUGGUCGAGCAUCUGAGUGGCACGCAGAAGGUCACAGGCCCAAUCCCUGGCAUCUCCAGUUGAAAGGAUCAGGUAGAAAGUGAUGUGAAACCCUGGAGAGCCACCACCAGUCUGACAGAGACUGAUCUUGAUGUUUUGAAUUGAUUCAGUAUAACACAGCUACAUGUCUUUAUGGGUGUUCAAGUACGAGCAUAGCUAAGCAAAUUCUCUGACCUUAUUUUGUUAACCUGUAAACCAGUGGUCUGAUUAUAAGAAACAUGAACUGUGAGUUGGGUUCCCCUAACCCAACUUGCACUUCAUGCGUGACCCAGUACUCAUCUUAAAAACUGGAGGAUGUUGUUCAGCUCCAAAGCAUGGCAUAGCAGCAGGAGGGGCUUCAGCAUUCCCUGCCUGCCAUCCCGUGUGUUUCACCAGAAAAAACUGACCCCAGGGUGGAGGCAGUUUGUCCCGUUAUCAGUUCCACAUGGCCCCAGAGCAGAUACGUGAAACCAGCAGUGGACAAACAGACCAUCCUCCAUGGCCAUUUUUUCUGGCAAAGAUAUACAGAGGGGAACGGAAGGAAUUCAGAAGCCUUUCCUGCCACAGUACUGCAUUCUGGAGCCCGUUGGGCCCCCUCCACUGUUUUAAAGCUGAGCACUGAGUCACACGUGAAUUGCAAGCUGCGUUGAGCGACCACAACUCACAUUUCACAUCUCAUUUAAUCGGACACUUAAAUGGUCACACUGAAGUGUAAUUCUGAUAAAACCAGUGCCACGUCUGCAUAAAUACAAGUCUUGAAUGUAGAGAAGAAUAAAAAUGGUAACUAGC